AGUUUUAGCCAAAAUACGUUUUAUUUUGUUUUAUUUAUAAACGCUGUUUCCGAUUGACCCGGAAGUGCAUUGUCAAACUGCGGAACGUGUUGCAGUAACUAAUACACAAAGUCCCUAAAUGUGAGCGUCGUCCCGCUGCUUCGGCUGGCCGGUAGAAACGAGCGAUGGCCGAUCCAGAGCUGCUGCUGGACUCCAGUAUUCGGAUGUGGGUGGUGCUGCCCAUCGUCUUCAUCACCUUCUUUGUGGGGAUCAUCCGUCACUACGUCACCCAGCUGCUGCACAGCGACAAGAAGGUCGACAUGGAGCAGGUUUCAGACAGUCAGGUGCUCCUACGCAGCCGCAUCCUCAGAGAGAACGGAAAGUACAUCCCCCGACAGUCGUUCGCCAUGAGGAAACAUUUCUUCAACGACGCUGAGACGGGAUUCUUCAAGAAGGCGAAGAGGAAGGUCGUCGCCAAGAACCCGAUGACCGACACCAGCAUGCUCACGGACAUGAUGAAGGGAAACCUCACCAAUGUCCUGCCCAUGAUCGUGAUCGGCGGAUGGAUCAAUUGGGCGUUCUCUGGAUUCGUCAUAACCAAGGUUCCGUUCCCUCUCACUUUGAGGUUCAAGCCGAUGUUGCAGAGAGGAAUCGACCUGCUGUCACUCGACGCCUCCUGGGUGAGUUCUGCGUCCUGGUACUUCCUCAAUGUGUUUGGACUGAGGAGCAUGUACAGCCUCAUUCUGGGACAAGACAACGCUGCUGACCAAUCGCGGGUGAUGCAGGACCAGAUGACGGGCGCCGCCAUGGCGAUGCCCCCCGACCCCAACAAGGCUUUCAAGAGCGAGUGGGAGGCGCUGGAGAUCGUGGAGCACAAGUGGGCUCUGGAGAAUGUGGAGGAGGAGCUCAUGUCCCGAGACCUCAACUUUGGCCCCAUCUUCAGCCAGGACCUCAAGUGCGCCAUGUUCUAGAAGGGGGGGGGGACCCGGAAUACACAAAACACCCCAAUCACUUUGUUCACAUUUUGCCUUUUUUUUUCUUUUUGCCUUCCGGUGUUGAGAUUUAAUAAGAGAACCACGGCUGUAAUGAAUAAUAUAUAUAAAGUUUUUACUCUAUAUCCACAGGGCUCUGCGUUCACGUGUAUUUGUACCUUGUACUUCCUGUUUUUAUGUAUUCUGGGUUCUGCCGUCGUAACCCGGGGCGACGCUGAAUAAAAGCUGUCACGUGA
Molecule: messenger RNA, 1207 nt
Organism: Gasterosteus aculeatus aculeatus (three-spined stickleback)
Lineage: Eukaryota; Metazoa; Chordata; Actinopteri; Perciformes; Gasterosteidae
Product: ER membrane protein complex subunit 3
Biological process (GO): protein folding in endoplasmic reticulum
Cellular component (GO): EMC complex; membrane
Source: RefSeq, a predicted model, not a curated record